Messenger RNA from Raphanus sativus (radish), 5671 nucleotides. RefSeq names its product transcriptional activator DEMETER. The transcript is spliced from 20 exons. NCBI's taxonomy places the organism in Eukaryota, Viridiplantae, Streptophyta, Magnoliopsida, Brassicales, Brassicaceae. Gene Ontology annotation, molecular function: DNA N-glycosylase activity; DNA demethylase activity; 4 iron, 4 sulfur cluster binding. The coding region runs from base 230 to 5374 and encodes 1714 amino acids. The record is from RefSeq and is a predicted model, not a curated record. Gene Ontology annotation, biological process: base-excision repair.
UUUUCCCCAUAAAAUGUUAUUCAUUCUCUCUCUCUGAGUUUUCUUCUUCAUCAUCACACCUCUCUCUCUCUCUAUCUCUAACGGCAGAGCUGACUCAGUUCCUCCGGCAUUGACUGAGAAUCAGAAACCUCCCACGCUUCCCUCAGAUCGAUUCUUACUUAAAAAAGGAGUUAUGAUCGCAGCACUGCUUUCAAAUGUUUGGUCUUUAACAAAUUUGUGAAGAGAGAGAAUGAAGUCAAGGGAUGGUUUUGUCCCACUCCCUUUGGAGAAUAAUCAAUUCAUGGCUUCUUGGACUCCUGUUACUCCCAGGAAACCCAUGCAAGCUAGAUCAACUCUUGUUGCAGAUCCUAACUCCACAGGGCUGCUGAGCGAUGAGCUUUUGAGCAGGAGCAGUUUUGCUUCUUCUCAACCUGCCUAUAAUGUGUUUGAACUGGACGACUUGUUGGAUAACGAUCAGAUGCCCUUCUCCUUCACUACCCUCCUCAGUGGUGGAGAUCAUCUCUUCCAAUGUGGAACUCCAGCGAGUAGCAAACCUCUUUACAAUUUGAAUUUUCCACCUACAAGAGAAGAAGAACAAGUUGGGUAUAUCUGUGAAAGUUCUGUUCAAUCUGUGCCUUCAACGCCUAAUCUGUGCAGAACAGGAGGUCGAGAUAAUGGAUUCCUGGAAGCUAUUACGACAAACACUGGGCAGAUACCUGACAACGGCAUACACAGCGUUGUGGCCUCCUCGUCUGUUGUUAAGGAUGGCAGCAGACAAAAUGAUCUGGGGUUUGAUCUUAACCAGACACCUCAGCAGAAACCCUCCAAAAAGAAAAAGAAGUUUAUGCCUAAGGUGUUUGUGAAAGGCAAACUUAUCAGGAAGCCACGCAAACCUGCAUCUCAGGAAGCUGUGAAACCUAAAGCAACCGGGACUGGCAAAAGGAAGAAAGCUCAGAAGACAAACUUGAAAGAAUCAGAAGCUAACAAGCCAGCCAUCGGUGGAGAUAUGAGCAACACGAGCCUUGAAAUCACACGGAAAAGUUGCAGAAAAGCUUUAGCUUUUGACUUGGAGAAAACUGGAGACGUGGGGCUAGAUGACUCCGAGCCUGAAAUUUUGGAGAACACUAGUGGUUCAAACUCAUUUACCGAGACCAGAGGUGUCGCUGGUGGAACAAGCGGUAGCUGCCUGGAUUCAGUAACACAAGUAGACCAGACCAAUGGAUUGGCGGCUGCGAACCAGCCAAGAGGAUCAGAAGUAAACCAUUCUCGAAUUCCGGCGAGAGACCAACAACCUGGAUUGUUUACUGGAAACCAGCAACGCCAGUUCCCAAUGGGAAACGAACAAGCUUGGCUUCAGAUGAGAAAUCAACUCUGUGGCUUUCCAGUCGGUAACCAGCAGCCACGCUUGGCCUUGGGUAACCAACAACCUAUGUAUCUGAUGGGAACCCCACGAUCUGCAUUGGCGAGUAGAAACCAGCAACCAGGAGGUCCCCAAAGGAACAACCAGCCUCUAUUUCUGAAUCAGCAAACACAUCAGACUUGCCUACCUCCUGGAAAUAGACAAUAUGGAUUACCGUCAGACAUGCAGCAGACUUGCUUACCUGCUGGAAAUAGACAAUAUGGAUCACCGUCAGGCAUGCAGCAGACUUGCUUACCUGCUGGGAAUAGACAAUAUGGAUCACCGUCAGACAUGCAGCAGCUUGCUAUGUCACCCAGGGGGCAACACCAUGGGAUGCUGCUGGAUAACCUUAGAUCUCAACUUCUGAUGAGAAACCAGCAACUUGUUUCACCAAUGAGAGGCCAGCAGCCUUGCGUACCUUUGAUGAACCAGCAACCUGGAGCUCCUAAAGGUUUUACUCACUCCAAUCAGAUGGUAGCUGGCUGCAUGCCAUCCUCUGGGCUUCGAUCUCAUCCUCAAUCACAAACUCCGGCAACAAAUCUGUAUAUGGGAUCUGUUUCCAGGACUUCGAAUGGGACUGCAGGGACAUGGCAAAGAAGCAGCAUUGCUGAAUACGGUUCUUUACCUCAAGAUUUUCACCAAGGAAAGCAGUGCAUCCCAUCUCAAGAGAGAUCCUAUGCUGAAUAUUUUGACGUACGCAAUAAAGCCUUAUCUCAAAACUCUUCUUUGCCAACUCCAGAAGCCAGGGGUUCGAAGAGACAGCAUGAUCUCGCGAUGGGACGUAUGCAAAACUCAGUAGCUCAAUGGCCCUUGCUCCAACAGAUUGCUCAACCACAAAAUGUGGAGAGACAGAACAGUAGCGGGAGUGCGAAACAUUUAGAUGCUGCAAAGAAAAUGAAAAUCCAGAAAGCAGUACAAGAAAAACUGAACGGCGUGGCUCCUGAGGUAAUAGAUAUCGAGGAUGAUCCAACUGAUGGCGAAAGAAAAGACAAAAGUGGUGUCCUAAAAGCUCCCGCAAGAAAGGGCCAGGGAGGGAGAAAGAAAGCAGUACCUCCACCUGCCCAUAAUACCUCAGAGAUUUCCAGUCUAGUUCAAAAUUCUGCAGAUAGUGAGAAAUGUAUUGUCCCGAAAACUCCGGCAAGAAAGGGCCCUAGAGGGAGAAAGAAAACAGUACCUCCGCCACCCCAUGCCUCAGAGAUCCAGGUUUACAAACCUACUCCAGCCAAGGCACCUUCAUCAAGAAGUAAGGCUAAAGAGAAAGGGACGAAGUCCAAACAAGAUUCAGGAAAAGCAAGAGGUCAAUCAGGAGAACUUCUACGUGAAGAUUGUAUUGCAGAAAUAAUAUACAGGUUGCAGAAUCUAUAUAUAGGAGAAGAAAGCAGAGAACAAGAGCAGAAUGCACUUGUCGUCUACAGAGGAGAUGGUGCAGUUGUUCCAUAUGAGGCCAAGAAGAAAAAACCAAGGCCUAAAGUUGACCUUGAUGAUGAAACAACUCGAAUAUGGAAUCUUUUGAUGGGGAAAGAAGAAAAAGAGGGCGAUGAAGAGAUGAAUAAGAAAAAAGAGAAGUGGUGGGAAGAAGAGAGAAAUGUUUUCCGAGGAAGGGCCGAUUCAUUUAUUGCCCGUAUGCAUCUUGUGCAAGGAGAUAGACGUUUUUCGCCAUGGAAGGGAUCGGUGGUUGAUUCGGUCAUUGGAGUUUUCCUUACGCAGAAUGUCACAGAUCACCUUUCAAGCUCUGCUUUCAUGUCUCUAGCCGCACGAUUCCCUCCAAAAUCAAGCAGCAAACGAGAAGAUGAAAGGAAUAUUAGAAGCGUAGUUGUUGAAGAUCCAGAAGGAUGUAUUCUCAACUUAAACGACAUCCCUCCGUGGCAGGAAAAGGUUCAAACUUCGUCUGACACGCAAGUUUCUGGGGUUGAUAGUGGAUCAAAAGAGCAGCAAAGGUACUGUUCAAAUUCUGGAAUCGAAAGAUUUAGUUUCUUAGAGAACAGUAGUCAGAACUUAGAAGAGGAAGUGUUAUCAUCACAAGAUUCCUUUGAUCCUGGGAGUUGGCCAUUUCAAUCGUCCGGGAGAGUUGGAUCCUGUUCAGGUUCCAAAUCAGACGCAGAGUUUUCUACAACCAGAUCUGAAACAAAGAGUGCAAGUGGAUCAGCACUAUCAGUGCAAAUUGGGAGUCCAAACUUGUCUGAUGAAAGAUCGCUUCUGCAUCAAGAAUCUGGUGAUGUUCAAAUACAAGAAACUUCAAAUGUUGCUCAGAAGAAACCUGACAUGACGGCAGAUUUGGUAGAUAUAGAAGACUUUGGAAUGAACUUUGUACCAACAAAUUUCACCAUGGAACGUGAGAUGAAAGGAACCCUUGCUGCUGGGAAAAACCCUACAAGCCAAUGGGAUAGCCUUAGAAGAGAUGUGCUGGAGAAACAAGGGAAAAAAGAAAGAAGCAAAGAGAGCAUGGACUCUAUAGAUUAUGAAGCCAUUAGACGUGCUAGCAUCCAUGAAAUUUCUGAUGCUAUCAAAGAAAGAGGAAUGAAUUACAUGCUAGCUGUAAGGAUUAAGGAUUUCCUUGAAAGGAUAGUCAAGGAUCACGGUGCUGUCGAUCUUGAAUGGCUAAGGGAUGUUCAUCCUGAUAAAGCAAAGGACUAUCUCUUGAGCAUAAGAGGAUUGGGUUUGAAAAGUGUAGAAUGCGUUAGACUCUUGACACUCCACAAUCUGGCUUUCCCUGUUGACACAAAUGUCGGAAGGAUAGCCGUUAGGCUUGGAUGGGUGCCUCUACAACCUUUACCUGAAUCACUUCAACUACACCUUCUUGAGCUAUACCCAGUGCUUGAGUCCAUCCAAAAGUUUCUUUGGCCAAGACUUUGCAAACUCGAUCAACCAACUCUGUAUGAAUUACACUACCAGUUGAUUACGUUUGGAAAGGUAUUUUGCACGAAGAGUAAACCAAACUGUAAUGCAUGUCCCAUGCGAGGAGAGUGCAGGCACUUUGCUAGUGCUUAUGCUAGUGCAAGACUUGCGUUGCCGGCACCAGAGGAAAAGAUCUUAACCACUGCAACUAUCCCAGUCCCUCACCAAUCCUUUUCUCCUGCACCCAUCCCGAUGAUGGAACUACCUUCUCCUCUGGAUAGUUUUCUAACAAGGGAAGCACCAUGGAAUAUAGGAAGCUCGGAACCCAUAAUAGAAGAGCCUGCUACGCCCGAGCAAGAAUGCACUGAGAUAACAGAGAGUGACAUUGAAGAUGCUUACUACAACGAGGACCCUGACGAGAUUCCAACGAUUGAACUCAACAUUACGCAAUUCGGCAAGACGCUUAAGGAACACAUGAAGAGAAACAUGGAGCUCCAAGAAGGUGACAUGUCAAAGGCUUUGGUUGCUUUGGAUCCAUCCACAACUUCAAUUCCAACUCCCAAACUAAAGAACAUUAGCCGUCUCAGGACAGAGCACCAAGUGUACGAGCUCCCGGAUUCACAUCGUCUCCUUGCUGGUAUGGACAAAAGAGAACCAGAUGACCCAAGUCCUUAUCUCUUAGCUAUUUGGACACCUGGGGAAACGGCUAAUUCGGCUCAGCCGCCUGGACAUAAAUGUGGAGGGCAAGCGUUUGGCAAAAUGUGCUUUGACGAGGCUUGUUCAGAGUGCAACAGCGUGAGGGAAGCGAAUUCACAGACAGUUAGAGGAACUCUUCUGAUACCUUGUCGAACUGCCAUGAGAGGAAGCUUUCCCCUUAAUGGCACAUAUUUUCAAGUGAACGAGUUAUUUGCAGACCAUGAUUCCAGUCUCAAACCCAUCGAUGUUCCUAGAGAAUGGAUAUGGGAUCUACCAAGAAGAACUGUUUACUUCGGGACAUCGGUAACAUCAAUAUUCAGAGGUAUGUCGACUGAACAAAUUCAGUACUGCUUCUGGAGAGGAUUCGUCUGUGUACGAGGAUUCGAACCCAAGACCAGAGCACCUCGACCGCUGAUGGCGAGGUUGCAUUUCCCGUUAAGCAAAUUGAAGAAGAACAAGACCUGAAAGAUCAACGGGUUAAAUAAACAGCAUCACUUCUCUUUUCUCCCCUGAAUAAAAGUCAAGCAAAAGACUCAUCUAGACAUAAAACAGAACACCAAAUAGUUUUAUUCUGCCUUCAUUCAUCAGAGAAACAAAAAGAAGUUAGCAAAUACCAAAAGAAGUUAGCAAAUGCCAAAGGAAGAUUCGUAGGUUCUUUUUAAUUUCUCUCUAACAGAUUGUAGCAUUCGUGCAGAUUGAAACGCAUCGUUUAGAUAUGAAUGCGUCUUUCUACCGUCAGUUAAUGCAUCUUCCAUUCUUUUA